GCAGGCGGUAUAAUGCAUUCUUUAUUAUUAUCCAAAUAGCGCGUUCUCGUUAGAUACAAAUUUAUAUAAGAUAAAUAAAGAUAUAUAUUUCAUGUCAAUUGUUGUUUAGUGCAUAUGAAUUUAAUAAAGGACUAGUUGUUUUAGGUAAAUCUUAAGCUAAUCAAUUUAGAAACGAUGCCAGACUGGACGUGGCUGCUGAUGGCGGCGCUCUUCGGAGCAGCAUCCGCACUCACCGUGCCAUUAGCGCUGCUGCUGUACUAUAUUCGCCCUUUUGAAAAGAAACCACUUGUUGAAGAGGAAUUCAGUGUACCAGUUACCUUGCCUGCGGAAAUACUUAACGAGCUAACUCGAGGCGCUGGAAGCACGCCCGAGGGGGCCCUUAACGCGAUGCUGCAGUUCAUCUUUCAGCAAAGUACAGCAGACACUCGUUGGUUGCGCAGGCGCAUGGCUAACGAACUAGCUGAAUUACUAGCGAAGACUUCUUCGGGAAAGAUUUUUGAAUCUCUGACGCUCCGUUCGCUGGAAGUAGGCACCGAGUUCCCCAGCAUCACUAACCUUCGUCUGGUUAAUGGAGAUUUAGAAGAGGAUGGGGCGAGACUCCACUCCCUAGAUUUAAAAUUCGAUCUCACUUACGACGGCAGUUUCAGAAUAGAAGUUGAUGCUGUUAUGCUGUUGGGAAAAAUUGCCAAUAUAUCCAUUACUGUGGAAAGUAUAAGUGGUAACGUGCGCGUAAUGUUCCGGCGUACGCCUUAUACGCACUGGGCGCUCGCCUUCGAGGCGCCACCUCGCUUGGAGCUGCGAGUACGAGGUCGUUUCCAAGGGAGACAACUUAAGCCGAGGCUAGCUGCAUUAGUCGCUGCACACAUACGACGAGCCGUGGCUCAAAGACAUACAUUGCCAAAUUAUAAAAUUCGGUAUAAGCCCUUUUUUCCAAAAUCAGAACCAGGCAGUACGGACGGAGAAGAUGGGCCUACACCACAUGGUCGACUGACUGUGAGACUAGUUGAAGUCACUCGCUUACACUGGUCUGGGAGUGUUGGAAGCGUACGCGCAGCUUUAGCUGUUGACUCACAUGGAUGGGUAUCACUUCGACGGGGAAUAUUAGUUCUAGACGUAGUACUGCCUGCGGUGUCCGGUCCACUAGGCCUUGUAUGUUGCCAAGGAGUAGGAGCAGUAUUAGUAGACACGGUGGUACCAAUGUCGCCCGCGUACAGGGCUGAUCUACGACGUGAUGAUGUUGUAUUGGCUAUUGACAAUAAACCAGUAAACAAUGUUGCGCAGGUUGGCAAACUUUUGCGCAGUGUUGAACGACGUGCGGUAACUGUGCGUGUGAGAAGAGGAGGUUCUGGAGGUUCAGCGCGCAGGGAAGAUGAGCCUCGUAGAUUGCGCACCAACUUUUCCUUUCGACGUGUCUCAGAGGUCAUGGAAGGAGUUCGUCUUCAGGGCAUGCGUUCAGCUGCCUCUAAGACUAAUUUAACUGAGACGGAUUCACCAUUAAAGUCACCUGAACAACAAAACGACGCCGACACGACUGUUAAACAGAAAACUGAAUCUGCACGCCAAAUACCUAAAUCAGCAGAAGUUGGACCCGCAAACUUUGCUCUCCGAAAACGCAGAUGUUCUGUUGAAAACAAAUCUUCUGAUAGUUCUGCUGGAAGCACACCUCCCGCUUCUGGUGCCAGCACGCCACUACGACAAGCUACCACUAACAAAACUGUGAAACACCCAGAUAUUCCCAUAAUCAAAAUGGAUUCAUCAGAGUGCAAGGUAUCAGAAAAGAUAGAUAGUACAUUAGAAGAAGAAGUAAUAUUCGAAACUGGUGGGCCGAGGCAAUGUGAGCAUGUAGAGAUAUGUCAAAUGUUUUGGACGAAGAUCGUAUCGAUCAAGCCUAUAAUACGAUUUGACGAAGAAACUGAAUUUAAGCUGAAUGAAAAUCACAAGUACCUGAAUAUAAACGUUUGGGCGACGAUGCCCGGCGAGAAAGAUGAAGUUUUACUAGGAUAUCUAAACAUACCCUUAGCGGCAUUGCUUAGCGAGUGCCAAGAUUCAACAGUUCCUCAUCAUAUGAAGCGAUAUCAAUUUUUACCACCAGACGUAGACAUAAAGUUCAGCAAGAGCCACAAGUUGGCUUCACACGCCGGCUUCGAACCGUGCCUAUGUUUCGGAGACGCACUGGUAUGGUGGGAGUGGGAGGACGCAGGACCGCGCGCUCCACGCGCCCCUACCCGCGGCCCCACGCCUCCUCGGCCCGCGCAAGCCGCACAACCCGCACACUCCGCCCGCACAGUACACGACUUUGUGCGCACACACUUUCAUAGGUCCACCCAGUGCGAUUUCUGCAAUAAAAAGAUAUGGCUAAAAGAUGCAAUGCAGUGUCGAAAUUGUGGAUUAUGUUGUCACAAGAAAUGCGUCACCAAGUGUCAAGAAACUUCUCCUUGUGUCCCGAAGCAAGACCGAGAUCAAAAUGCAGGUGGAAAUUGUCCACCACCAGAGUUGAUUAUGACUGAACCAGAUAUCGUUAUAGAUCCUGAUUCCGACGAAGACGAUAAAUCCGAAAUAAAGGACUCUUUGGAUGUCCAAGAAGAAGGCGGGGGUGCAAUGAGUGCGUUGAUGGCGGGAUUACGACGCGCUGGCUCUGCGCACUCCCUGUCUGCCCCCAAGAGCAACGCGUCCUCCCGGUCCUUGCCACCCUCACCCAGCCAUACUCCUAGGAAACAAUCACUAGAAUCGAUCAAUCCGUUCGGCGGAUGCGGCGCAACUUGGCUAGCUCAAGGCGGCGUCGCAGCAAUGCUGCAACCAGCGCUCCGCAGUGCGCUGCCGCCCGAUGCGCUACUCGCCGCUGCACGCGACUCUGCGCCCGACCUCGCCGGCAAGCUCACCCCUACACAGAUCCAUGAAAUGCUUCAAGCGGUUCGCGAGGAGUUAUCGUCAGUGGACGCGGGCGGCGAUGAGGGCGCCGAGGGGCGCGCGUGCGCAUUGACUGCACUCAUGCUGCACUGCUGCGCCGCAGCACAGCUCGCGCAGCAACGUGCCGCCGACGGCCUCAACACUUGAUACCAUUAAAUGUAUUGUUCAUUAU
Messenger RNA from Nymphalis io (European peacock), 3079 nucleotides. It is a transcript of the gene Pdzd8, whose product is annotated as PDZ domain-containing protein 8. Gene Ontology annotation, biological process: mitochondrial calcium ion homeostasis. Gene Ontology annotation, molecular function: lipid binding; protein binding. NCBI's taxonomy places the organism in Eukaryota, Metazoa, Arthropoda, Insecta, Lepidoptera, Nymphalidae. The transcript is spliced from 15 exons. The coding region runs from base 175 to 3054 and encodes 959 amino acids. The record is from RefSeq and is a predicted model, not a curated record. Gene Ontology annotation, cellular component: mitochondria-associated endoplasmic reticulum membrane contact site.